AUGUCUCCCAUCAUCCUCAACCACACACUGGCGGACCUGUAUUCAGAAGAUGGUGACGUCUCAAAUCUGGUCGCUGUCUUUGCGUAUCCCACUGCACGCAGCCAAGGCAUCGCCUCAUCUCCUUCGUCCAAAAAAUUCAUCUAUCAGACGCCAUUGGCACCCUCAACGAAUCAAGAUGCAGUCGAAAGGCGCCGUCUACACAACAUUCCGCUCAAGAUGGCAUUCACGAUGGGGAAAAUGCCCAUAGUCCUCUUUGAUCUCGAUCGGAGUGAAAUGGAUGACAACGGCGAAUAUUCCCAUCACGUCGAUGCGUGCAAGGUGCUGGACCAGUUACAUCCCAAUCAACGGCCUAAUAUCACCUUUACCCGGGGCCCGGAUGAAAUCCAGCUACAGAAGGAUGCGCGAAUUGUGAUCUUGAGUCCUUUGGACUUCAUAGCUCAUUUACCACACGCUGUUGACCCGGAGAUCCACUAUGAUUUACUAUCAAAAAGAGGACUAGCUUACUCUGGACUUCCUACCCCACGCACUGUGGUCAUGGACAGCAUAAGUCUUCCCAGCGAGGGCUUUUCCUCAACGCAGAUUAAAGACGAGAUCCAACGCAUGAUGUGCCCCAUCUAUGAAAGGGAGGUUCCCUUUAUUGUCAAGGUUCCACAAGCUGUCGGGGGUCUUGGAACAUUCAUCGUGCGUACCGAAGCCCAACGCCAAGCUGCUGCGACAGUGCUUGAAACAGAGCUUGGCCAGAUAUUGCGCAACGUUACCUCCCUGAAUCAACAUCUCCAACCUUGCUGUUUGAUCAUUCAAGAUUUUGUCCCAGGGGACACCUUGGGGCUGACUCUGUUUGUGACGCAGCUAGGGAGACCAAUUUUCAUCGGCUGCUGCACACAGGCCGUGGACAUCGCGGGACUUUGGUCUGGGGGCACGAUAUCCUAUCCGAGACAGGCCGAAUUGCAGAAGCGCUUUGGGGAGUUAAUGGACAAGAUUGCGAGACUUUUGCACAAGAAGGGGUACUACGGUCCUGCCGGUGUUGAUAUCAUGAUUGACCAAAAUGGAAAACCGCUCAUCAUUGAUUUUAACGUCCGUGUCACUGGUUCAUACAGUCUGGGAUGUCUCCGGAGCCACUUUGAACAAAGAGGUCUAUGUGAGGCGCUGCUGUCUUCAAUCAACCCUCAUUGCUCUCGGGAAGAUUUCCAGAACCAUUUCAAGGAAGAAUUUGAACAUGGAAUCUUCAUCAUGAUUACAUGGACUUCUCAUAUGCCUGAUGGCUCGAGCUUGGCUAUGGUUUGCAUGGGGGCGCCAGACCAGACUCAGCUUCAAGAUCUUGCCGCUAGACUCGCUACCUUCGUGUCCGCAUCGAAAGACUCGGGUCCCGAUGGUCACAACCUUCAUACCAUUACUUCUGCACCAUAA
Penicillium maclennaniae is the source of this 1407-nucleotide messenger RNA. Its product is annotated as putative solid-state culture specific protein. The record is from RefSeq and is a predicted model, not a curated record. Gene Ontology annotation, molecular function: ATP binding; metal ion binding. The transcript has a single exon. Bases 1 to 1407 code for a protein of 468 amino acids. NCBI's taxonomy places the organism in Eukaryota, Fungi, Ascomycota, Eurotiomycetes, Eurotiales, Aspergillaceae.